Messenger RNA from Dioscorea cayenensis subsp. rotundata (Guinea yam), 1928 nucleotides. RefSeq names its product casein kinase 1-like. Lineage: Eukaryota; Viridiplantae; Streptophyta; Magnoliopsida; Dioscoreales; Dioscoreaceae. Gene Ontology annotation, molecular function: ATP binding; protein serine/threonine kinase activity. Bases 274 to 1692 code for a protein of 472 amino acids. The record is from RefSeq and is a predicted model, not a curated record. Gene Ontology annotation, biological process: peptidyl-serine phosphorylation; endocytosis; signal transduction. Gene Ontology annotation, cellular component: cytoplasm; nucleus. The transcript is spliced from 14 exons.
CUCUCCUCCUCCUCCCGUUCUCCGACAAAUCUCCAUUUCCAUAUCUCCACUUCAAUCCUCUCUCUCUCUCUCUCUCGCGUUCAUCUCGAUGCUGUCUCGGUGCUUCACCAAAUCGCACGCAUCCUUGACCCUUUGAGAUCUCCUGGUAAUGCGGAGUGCCGCCGGGAUCCGCCGCAUCUCGCAUUGCAAUGCAGCUUCUUUGCCCUUCCAAUUGAUCCGCGACUCAAAGGGGGAUUUGAUUUGGUUGGGCUUUAUUUCUUUGUUUUCGCCGCCAUGGAUCGUGUCAUUGGGGGAAAGUUUAAGCUUGGGAGGAAGAUCGGGAGCGGAUCUUUCGGCGAGCUCUAUCUCGGUGUUAACAUUCAGACUGGGGAGGAAGUUGCUGUCAAGCUAGAAUCCGUUAAGGCAAAGCACCCCCAGCUUCACUAUGAGUCAAAAUUGUAUAUGCUUCUUCAGGGAGGAACGGGUAUUCCCCAUCUUAAGUGGUUUGGUGUGGAGGGAGAGUACAAUGUCAUGGUCAUUGAUCUUCUUGGACCUAGCCUGGAAGACUUGUUCAACUAUUGCAAUCGAAAAUUAUCCUUAAAAACAGUGCUCAUGUUGGCCGAUCAGUUGAUCAAUCGAGUCGAAUAUAUGCACUCGAAAGGCUUCCUACAUCGUGAUAUCAAACCAGAUAACUUCCUCAUGGGUUUAGGCCGCAGAGCAAAUCAGGUUUAUAUCAUCGACUAUGGCCUUGGAAAGAAGUAUAGAGACCUACAAACUCACAAGCACAUACCUUACAGGGAAAAUAAAAAUCUUACAGGAACAGCUCGGUAUGCUAGUGUAAAUACACAUCUUGGAGUUGAACAAAGCAGGAGAGAUGAUCUGGAAUCUCUAGGUUAUGUGCUCAUGUAUUUCUUAAGAGGAAGCCUUCCCUGGCAGGGCUUGAAAGCCAACACUAAGAAGCAGAAGUAUGACAAGAUUAGCGAGAAGAAAAUGCUUACUCCAGUUGAGGUGCUGUGCAAAUCUUACCCAUCAGAGUUUAUCUCUUACUUCCAUUAUUGCCGAUCUUUGCGGUUUGAUGAUAAGCCAGAUUACUCAUAUUUGAAGAGACUGUUCCGUGACCUCUUUAUUCGAGAAGGCUACCAGUUCGAUUAUGUGUUUGACUGGACUGUCUCAAAGUUCCCUCAACCUGGUGCCAAUCCUAGAAUUCGACCCGGUGGAAGAACCAGUGGAACAACUGGACUGCCUAUUGAACGAUCAGAAAGAACUUCAGUAGUACAAGAAAUCCGUGAUAAAUUUUCCGGUGCCGUCGAAGCAUUUGCAAGAAGGAAUACUUCUGGUUCUACUCAUCAUGCAGAUCAUUCAAGGCACAGAGCUUUGGAAAAUUCGCCUUUGCCGGCUAAAGAUACUGUUCAUGAAUCUGAGAAACCUCAAUCAGCCUCGAGGAAUGGGAACUCUUCAAAGAGAGCUGUCAUCGCAACUAGCAGGCCGAGUUCUUCAGGUGAGCCCAGCGGCGAGCACCAACAUGGUCGUUCGAGCCGGAUUAUCUCUAGUGGUGGCAGCAGCCGACUAUCUAAUGUUCAACGGAGUCAUCAAACCGGAAGUGAGUCCAGAUCCUCGUCCAUCUCCAAAAAUAUCAGUGCGAGAAACUCCCGUGAGAAUCCCCUUCUCCGAAGCUUCGAGCUCCUCUCAGUCGGAAAUGAGAAGCGAAAAUAAACAUACAGUUCGAAGGAGCCUCCAGAAAGAAAAUGAUGAAGAAGAAGCUAAGUGGAGCUAUAGCUGCUUUUCGGACAAAUAAUGUAAUUCUUUGAAAUUUUUUUGCAAACAUUUCAAGCAUGACUUCCUUCUCAAAUUGAUUUGGCUGAGACUGUUGUAAUGGAAGUCAUUAAAAAGUCAAACUCUGAGAACUUUUGUUCUGAUAUCCAUGUGCAAGUAUAAGACUGUUUAUUCAA